AUGGAGAGACAGGCCCAGGACCAGGACUCUCAGUAUGUCUGCUUCACCCUGGUGCUCUCCGUUCCCCCCCAGUAUCCCAACAAAGCUCCGGAAAUCUCGAUCAGAAACCCGCGGGGCCUGUCAGAUGAGCAAAUCCAAAAGAUUUCCCAGACCCUCAAAAGUGUUGCUGAAGCCAGGCUGGGGACAGAGGUGCUCUAUGAACUGAUUGAGAAAGGGAAGGAGAUUCUCACCGACAACAACAUUCCUCACGGCCAGUGUGUGAUCUGCCUCUAUGGAUUCCAGGAGAGAGAAGCCUUCACAAAGACCCAGUGCUACCACUACUUCCAUUCCCACUGCCUGGCCCGCUACGCCCAGCACAUGGAGGAGGAGAUCCUCGUGCAGCAGGAGGAGAGAGAGCAGCACCUGGCGCCAUCCCCCAAACAGGAGGUCGGUGUGCAGUGCCCUGUCUGCCGGGAGACACUGGUCUACGAUCUCUGUGCUCUGAAGGCAGCACCGCCCCCGCAGCACCCUCUGGAGAUGUACAGGCCGGAUGCCAAGAUGCUGCAGCAGCAGGAAGAGCUGCGCUUAAUUUUCAAGAGACAGCAAGAGAAAGGGGGCAUCAUUGACCCUGAAGCAGAGAGGAACCGUUACUUCAUCAGCCUCCAGGCGCCUCCAGCUGCUGUUGAUCCAGGCAAAGCAGCUGCUGCCUCUGAGCUGCCGGUGAGUGCAAGCGCUGUGGACGUGCCCCAGCCGCCCAGCCAAGCCUUGGCUCCAGAGCCAGCCAGGGCGCCGGAGGCCCAGGCAGAACCCGGGCAGCCUCCUGUGCCCAGAGAGCAACAGAGCAAGAGGGAGAGGCACAGAGGGGAGAGGCUGGGCCCCAGAGGCCAGGGCAGGCAGUCAUGCAGUGGCUUGCAGGAGCCGGCAGAGGAAGUCUGUCAUCCACUCAAUGGCUCCAGGGUGCCCAGGGGCUUCAGCCGGAGACCGGAGCGGAGACCCAGUGGGAGGCACAGCCAGGAGUUCCCCAAACCUCCCAGCAGAAGCAGGGCUGCAGCCUUGGCUGAAAGAAAGGAGUUGUGCCCUGAAGACCCUUCCCCAGUAACAGAGGUAGUGGACUUGAAAGAGGAGCACUGUGACGUGAAGAGAUGGACCCAGGAGGAGGGGGCUGAGGCGCAGGGCAGGGAGAAGGAGAACCUGGUGUUCAACCGCAGCGACCACAGAGCAGCUCCCAGCUGGCAGGGCCACCACCGGCCCUGGGACUGUGGGAGGUGGGAUAGGUCCAGAGUCCAGGAGCGUGGUUCCUACCCCAGAGCGCCAAGAGGGCGAGGGGUGUUCAGGCCCAAUGGACGACGAGAAGCCCAUCUCCUUGAGAAGGAGAGCGGCUCCUAGCAGGAGUGGUGAGGAGCUGGGCUGGGGGAGGAGGGAAGAGCUGUUUCUGGGGAGAAUCGUGAAGGCUCUGGUGGAGCAGUAGCAAGCAGACACCAUACCCCUGGGGAGGGAGGAGGCAGUUGGCAUGUGGCACAGCUUGGGACAGGCAGCAUCUCCAGAGUAUGUGCAGAGUGAAGCAUCCUGGCAUGAGUGACUGGCUGUCACUAGCAUUGAAGAAGUUGACUCCUGACAGAUCACUUCAGCCUUGGGUCUCAGAGGACCCAGGGAACAGAGGAAUCCUUGACCAGGGACCUGCAGUCAUCACCCCUGUAUGUGAGCUGCCAAGAAACAUGCAUGCCUACAGAGCAAAUGGACUGAGCCCAGCGUGGUGCCAUGGCAGAGCCCGAGGGGUGGGACCUUCCCUGGAAGACAGUGUCCCAGUGGAGCCAUGGUGGUGCCAAGUGAUGAGGCUGUGCUGGUCAUUGUGUCCCCCGUUCCUUCUCAAAGCACCUUCUCAGCUGCUGUCCCUGUCCCUUGGAGACAACAUCACUUCUUCUCUAGCCCUGACCAUUCAGCUGAUGGGCUCAGCCAGGCAAGUCUGUUGUACAACAGGACAUUUCCCAGUCCCAGCCAGAAGAGAUAAAUUAAGCUUAGGUCAAUGCAUUGGCAGGUCAGGGCUGGCUGAGGCUUUGGGUUGGCUCCUGCUCCCCCAGGAAGCCUGAAUUUAGCUGGAGCUCCUGCCCUAUCCUUCAGCUACUUUUUGCAGGCAGAAGCUGUUGGAGACACCUGGGAAGAGCACUCUGCUUUCCAACCUGUAUUUGUUGGGAUCCCCCUCCAAGGCCAGGCUGUCUCUUGAAACUUCCAACAGCCCAGAAUGAAGACAUGAUGCAAUAUUUUGGAUACUCUUACCCUCCUUUCAUCUUCAAGCUGAUCUUGCUUCAGAGAAAUGAGGAUUUAUUGUCUAAACUAGUUUGGUGCAGUUCCUUCUGUUGUUGCUUCACAUAUUUAAAGUGUCUCAUUCCAAAGCAGUGCUGGGUGAUCCCAAGCCUCUGAAGUGGGACACUGCCGUUAAAAUAAUUUGUUGGGUCUUCUCUGGAGCCUGUUCCCUUUGUUUUCUUUGCCCUCUCACUCCUGUCCUUUGCUGUUUGGAGCAAAGGUGUUGAUCCCUGGUAUUCUCGCUCCCCUCCUUGCUCCCUACGCCCAGGGCUGGGGCAGAGACCUUCCCCUGGCACUCCUGGGUGGCAGGAGGGCUCCCUGGUCCCUGCUUUGCCUGGCUCAGUGUAAGCUGCCUGACUCACCCAGACAGUACCAGUUCCUUCACACUUGUUUGUGCCUUGUGCCCCCACCUCUCUUUUGGCCACAUGUGGGUUGUUACUGUCUUCCUUCUCCUGCUGAGUGCAAAAAUGGCUGCACCAUGAUGGGCUUGCCAGAGCCUUGGGUGAGAUCCCUCCAAAACCAAGGGCUGUGUGCCACCUGGGAGGGCAUUUGUGCUGUAUCUGCCAGGCUGAUCCUUUGGCACACAAAGGGUGCACAGAAGCUCUUUUGAACUUGCUGCCCUGCACUCUCCACACCUGACCUUGUCCUGAAGGGGUUGGUUUAACGUGCUGCCCAAGAACCAUCUGUAUUUCAGUUUCCCAAGACUGGCUUAAUACUCUAAAAGCAUUAUUUUUUUUUUUUCCCCUCCUUGGUCUGAGCCUACACUACCUGUCCUGGGCUUGGAGAUCUCAGAGCCAGACAUUGUGCCCUGCUGGGGACAAAGGCUGAGCACUCGCUCCCUGAUUUUUAUUCAGUGCUCACUCUCCUUGUUCCAGCUGGUUCCUGGGCAAAUGACCUGUCCACAUUUGGGUGAAGAGGUGUAAACUUGACAUUGGUGCUUGUUCUACUGCCUCCUGUGUUCACUCGUGAAAUUGCUGUGCUCCAAGAAAGGCAUUUGAUUAUUACCUGAAAGAAACACGAAGAUCUCUGCCCCUCACAGCAGCUGAAGCUCCUUCACCUCUUCCUAAGCCAAGCUUACUCUCAGCAGGAAAGCUGCUGUGCUGUGUUUGGAGCAUGGGAGUUCAGCCAUGGAAAUUGGAGUGAGUGAAGACUUGGGUAACUUCAAUCAAAUGCCAGACACGUUAGAGUGGACAUUUUUUCCUGGGAGUAGAGUUUUAGGAAGGCCCCUCACCUCUCUCCCUAACUGCUGUCAGCCUAGAGCAGAGGACAUUUUGCAAUUGUGUGGAAAUUAAUUUGGGCUAAACAAAACAAACCUCCAGGUCAGAGGAAAGGAAUGGAGCCUGCGCCCUGCCCUGGGGCUCCUUGCUUGGUGUCUGCCUGUGUUACCCACCUACCUCACAGGGCUGUUGUGAGGCUUAACUGGCAAAGGGCACCGGUGGAGGCUGUAGCAUUAACACUAUUAAAAGCAAGCAG
Molecule: messenger RNA, 3753 nt
Organism: Athene cunicularia (burrowing owl)
Lineage: Eukaryota; Metazoa; Chordata; Aves; Strigiformes; Strigidae
Gene: RNF25
Product: ring finger protein 25
Exons: 9
Coding region: 1-1365 (454 amino acids)
Biological process (GO): protein ubiquitination
Cellular component (GO): nucleus
Molecular function (GO): protein binding; ubiquitin protein ligase activity
Source: RefSeq, a predicted model, not a curated record